This is a messenger RNA of Psilocybe cubensis, 510 nucleotides long. RefSeq lists its product as uncharacterized. NCBI's taxonomy places the organism in Eukaryota, Fungi, Basidiomycota, Agaricomycetes, Agaricales, Agrocybaceae. The transcript is spliced from 6 exons. The record is from RefSeq and is a predicted model, not a curated record. Bases 1 to 510 code for a protein of 169 amino acids.
AUGGCAAACUAUAAUCAAAAAGUCGAGGCGGAUAACAGGAAGUUUGUUCCGUCAAUUAGAAGUAUCCUGUAUCUCAUUGGAUUUGUGCUCAUCUUCGCCCUUACGUGCGCGGAGCUUGGGCUUGUCUCACAGCAGAUUCACAAAUAUGGGCGCUUCGCUGAGAACUACGCAUCGCUCCAGUACAAGAACGUGCUCGGCCUCCUUCUCUGCGCGUGUCUCGUCUCUCUGCUCGUCACCAUAUUCCAUUUAUUCCUCAACGUUGGCUUCGUUGCGUUCUUUUCUCUGGUUCUUGCGGUAUUCUUUGGUACGGGCGCAGGCGUGAUUCGCACCGCGACGCCCUUCCGUGGAACGAGCUGUGGGCGCCCAGCGGAUGCGUACCCGGAAAAGUGGCAACGCUUCGCACAUGAGUGCUCGCGCAUUGUCUCAAUAGAAGCUGUCGCUUGGUCUCUUUGGGGAUUCUUGCGGGCGACACCCGGAGGGUUCUAUGGAUCGCACACGCGUUCUGUCUAA